Molecule: messenger RNA, 897 nt
Organism: Guillardia theta CCMP2712
Lineage: Eukaryota; Cryptophyceae; Pyrenomonadales; Geminigeraceae
Exons: 13
Coding region: 1-897 (298 amino acids)
Biological process (GO): protein phosphorylation
Molecular function (GO): protein serine/threonine kinase activity; ATP binding
Source: RefSeq, a predicted model, not a curated record
AUGCGAAAACAGCAGGAUCGACCACAGAGCCCUCCAGCUUUGAGCAGAAGACCUGUCAGUCCUCCUGGAUUGAUGUACAAACAGAACGAUGCCUCAAUCACGGAGAAGGGCAGGGGCAAAGAUAGUCCUACAAAGCGUGGAGUUUCGCCUCCAGCUUCGCCUAGGAGGCCCUUAUCACCCAAGAGAGGUGUCUGGUUUGGGCAGAAGGAAGAAGUGACGUACUCAGAAAGAACCAUUUCCAAGACCCCCCAAAAGGACGUCAGAGAGCCAGAGCUUGCAGUGGAAUAUUACUAUAGUACAUCAACAGAUACUUGGGCAAAGGAAAAGGUUCUUGUUGAUUUUUCUGAUCGUCCAUUCGCGCGAGGUGCACAAAAUGUUUGCUUUGAAGUAAAAGAGACAAAACCGGAUGGAUCUCAGCGAAAAUUGGUAGCCAAGAUGCCUGUGGUCCAGUUACCUACUCAUGCAUAUUUUGACGAUGCUAUGACGCACGUUCUGGCACGUGACUAUGCAGACGCUUUCAAUGCAGAAAAGGUCUGCGAACGGAACCUUACUUUUGUUGAAGUUUUCGUACUCAAACUAAGUCAAAGAGACAACAUGCUAAUUCAUGCAGAAUCUAUGGUCGAUCCAGUGAAACCCUCGCGCCAUUCAACGAAGGGCCAUCAAAUUGACGAUGGCGACUUAGCUGAAGCUUUUGCGCACUUCACCUGGGAGGCGUCAGGCAAAAGACUGUUGAUUGAUGGAAUACGGAAGCUUGCUGGCGAUGUUUUUUGUGAUCCAUCAGUGCAUAGCUCAACAGACCUGGGGUUCGGACGGAAGAAUCUUGGCAUCCAGGGCAUCGAUGAUUUUUUUCGUACUCACAGAAAGGGGACCAUCGCCAACCUUGUUGACGAAAAGUGA